Messenger RNA from Penicillium argentinense, 2565 nucleotides. Its product is annotated as Golgi transport complex subunit COG4. Bases 1 to 2565 code for a protein of 854 amino acids. The transcript has 2 exons. The record is from RefSeq and is a predicted model, not a curated record. NCBI's taxonomy places the organism in Eukaryota, Fungi, Ascomycota, Eurotiomycetes, Eurotiales, Aspergillaceae.
AUGCCGCGAAAAAAGCGCCGCCGCUCACCGCCCGCAACUGGCGUAUUUGGCAUCGCCAUCAACAACCCCGGACUCUCUCGCGCUUCCUCGGAGUUGCUCGUCCAUCCAAUGGCCUCCACAAUGGCCUCAAAUGGCGUCGCCUCGCCGUCGCCACCUCGCGAGCAAGUGGGUUUGACUGAAGAUAUCUCUCCAAGCUCCGACAUCUUCAACGCCAGCUCCGUCGCGGAGAUCAAGGCCGCGCUAUCCCACUUGCACAGUCAAGAAGCCUCCGUGACCGCCCGUCUCGAUGCCCUGGUGUCCUCGCAGAAGGAUCUCUCGCGCGAAUUGGGCCGCCUCGAUCUGAUGCGCGCUCAUAUUGGUACCCAGACCAACACCACCCGAUCAGUCAGCCAUGGAAUGCUCUCCGAAGCCGCCGGCACCGCCGAGCGGAUCUCCAGCGCGGUCCGCCGACUCGAUCUGGAACAGGCCCGUGUGAAAGCGACACUGGAAGUGGUGGAGCAGGUGGCAGAGCUCAAGGCAUGCGCAUUGGGCGUGGCGGGAUCCAUGGGUGCCUCUCAGGACUGGGAGACGGCAGCCAGCUACUUGCACCGGGCGGCGCAGGUACCCCCGGCGGUGGUCAACGGUGCCUUUGCGGCAGAGAUGGUGCCCACGGCGGAAGUACCAGACCCGCCAAGUGUCACCCUCGACAAUGCGGCCGAGUCCCUUUGUGGGCUGUUCUUGCGCGAGUUCGACAGGGCGGUUAAGGAGAGUGACGGUGCGAAGAUCACCCGGUUCUUUAAAUUGUUCCCGCUCAUUGGCCGGUCUGAGGUUGGACUGGAUGUCUAUGGUCGCUAUGUCUGCCAGGGUGUGGCAGCCCGCGCUCGUGGUAAUCUCAAUGCGGGUCCUGGAUCUGGAGCGAAGGACGGCUUUUUCUACGCCAAUGCCUUGACCAAGCUGUUUGAACAUAUCGCGCAGAUUAUUGAUGGACAUGGUGGUCUGGUGGAACGACACUAUGGCCCGCGCAAGAUGGGUCGUGUCAUUGAACGUCUGCAGAUCGAGGCCGAUGUCCAGGGUGGCAUCAUCCUGGACACCUGGAGCGACGAGCGUCACGUGGACCGCAAACUUACAGACAUCAAGUCUUACGCCUUUACCUUCCUUGUGCAGAGCUUCCUUCCUGCCCAGCGGCCCGGUGCACAGCACUCCAAUUCUCCGGCUCCAGGGGCCAAUGCAGCGAAUGAAGAUGAGGGUGUGGAUAUGAAGGAGAUCGAUGGCAUUCUCAACGAGAUGGCAAUCAUGCUGGGCCGAUGGUCCCUCUACUGCCGCUUCCUGGCAGACACAUAUAACCCUCCUACGGAAGGCGAAGGGGAAGAUGAUGAUUCCCGCCAUAUUUUGCCCGAGUUCCUGUCAGACUCGCCCUUGGCACGCAAGAUCAAUGACAAAUUGGUGACUCCAUUCAACGCAAUGACCACCUUCUUUUUCCGCCGUUCCGUUGAGAAAGCAUUCCAACUCGACGAGGUGCCAUCAGGCCUGAACCUGAACAUGCAAAAGCCGCUCAAGGCCGACCCCCCGCAUAUCACGUCCGCAGUCGACGACAUCAUGUACAUCGUCAACAAGGUCAUCCAACAAUCCCUGGCAACCUCCCAAGAAGCUGUCGUAACCAACGUGGUCCCCACGCUCUCCCGCGUCCUCGGCUCCGACUUCAUCGGCAUGACCCAACGCAAAAUGCGCGACGAAUGCUACCCCCGCGCAGCAGUACAAGGCACCUCACCACCAGAACAAACAACCAUCGCCUUUCUAGUGCAAAUGAACAACCUCGACAUCGGCAUCGACUACAUCCGCCGCAUCGUCCAUAACAACACAGGCACUAAACAACUCCUAGAAAACAAAGACACCCAAGGCAAGGAUCUCAUAACAGACCACCUCCUCAGCCUCUUCCCCUCCCGAAAAUCUGCCCACAAGGUCGCAACCACCCUGCAAACCCUCGCCACCUCCUUCGAAGCAAAGGUCAACGACCUCCUCACCGAUGGCAUCCAAGUCCUCUUCAACAACGUAAUCAAGCACCGCCUUCGCCCAAUCCUAGCCGAUGCCUUCCGAGACAUCGAAUACCAGCCCCAACUAGACGACUCCACCGAAGGCAUGGACUACGACGAAAAUUCUCGCAACAAGGAACUCGUCCGCCCGCGCUUCGCAGCAGGCUGGUCCGAGCUCCUUGUCCCGAUAGCCCGCAUUCUAACCACCUCCGCCUUCGACCGUCUACUUACUGUGACAAUCGCCUACUUCGUCCGACUACUCGAGAAGCGACUCUGGUCCUACCAGGGUCGUAUUAAUCAGCUCGGCGCCGCGCGUCUGGAGCGCGAUGUCUCAGGCCUGAUUAGCGCGGCUGUUGAUGUUGGGUAUGGAUCGACUGUUCCGGGCCGGUAUAGACACCGGGAAUCGUUUGCGCGGUGCGUGCAGAUGACGCUGGUUAUGAGCAUGGAUGAGGAUGAGUGGGAUGAGGUCUUGAUGGGUGGGGAGGCAGCGGAGGUUGUUGAUAAGUUAAGUCGAGAGGAGAAGGUUCGUGUUAGGGGAAUGGUUCGGAGGGGGUAG